Vigna radiata var. radiata (mung bean) is the source of this 1285-nucleotide messenger RNA. Its product is annotated as NAC domain-containing protein 100. The transcript is spliced from 3 exons. NCBI's taxonomy places the organism in Eukaryota, Viridiplantae, Streptophyta, Magnoliopsida, Fabales, Fabaceae. Gene Ontology annotation, biological process: regulation of DNA-templated transcription. Bases 147 to 1055 code for a protein of 302 amino acids. The record is from RefSeq and is a predicted model, not a curated record. Gene Ontology annotation, molecular function: DNA binding.
GAAGCCAUUUAUAAGAGGUGUUCUUGGUGAUGAAAAAGAGCUUAUAAAUUUUGAUGAUCUAUUUUCCGUACUAUAGUUCUGAAGAAGGUUUUUCAGUUUUGGUUGAAGGAAUCCGUUAAUUAAUUGGGCUGACAGUUAAGAACAACAUGGAAGAAAACCUACCUCCUGGGUUCAGGUUCCAUCCUACAGAUGAAGAACUCAUCACAUAUUAUUUAUUAAGGAAAGUGUCUGACGUUAGCUUCACAUCCAAGGUUGUUGCUGUUGUUGAUCUCAAUAAAUCUGAACCUUGGGACCUCCCAGGUAAGGCUUCGAUGGGGGAGAAGGAAUGGUAUUUCUUCAGCCUGAAAGAUCGGAAAUAUCCGACAGGGCUUCGGACGAACCGUGCGACGGAAUCAGGGUAUUGGAAAACCACCGGAAAAGAUAAGGAGAUAUUUGGCGGUGGAGUUUUGAUAGGGAUGAAGAAAACUUUGGUGUUUUACAUGGGUAGAGCUCCAAGGGGUGAGAAAAGUAACUGGGUUAUGCAUGAAUAUAGACUUCAAAACAAGCAACCCUAUAGAUCUUCUAAGGAAGAAUGGGUGAUUUGCAGAGUCUUCCAGAAGAACUCAGCACCAAAGAAAGCACAGCAGACAUCAUCCUCUCAACCAUCUCAAGAGUCUCCUAGCUCAAUGGCGAAUGAAUUUGGUGAUGCAGACCUACCAAAUCUGAAUAGCAUUGGAAAUUCAUCUAGUGUUGCAGCACAAAUUUACAACAGUGGUGAUCCGAGCAAUGUCAGCACAAACAUGAACUUGAACAUGAAUUGGGCUUCUGCAACUGAGCUUCCAUCUCUUCCAUGGCCUUCUGGGUUGAUGCUGAAUCCAAACCUUUCUGUCAAUUCAUUGCUUCUGAGGGCAUUGCAGCUUAGGAGUACAUAUCAACAAAGAGAAGCUGCAACUGGUGAUCACUUUGCAACGUACGUUCCUCACAAUAAUAUUGGAACUGAUGAUCUCAGUGUCUCAGCUUCUUCCAGAGGUUUAGAACUGCAGGAGCAACCAUUCAAUAUGGACUCCAUUUGGUGAAGUGCCUGUGUAAAUCAUGUAAACCUAGCUUGUGAAUUAUUGUGCUGCAGAUGAAAAUGGUUCCAUUUAUAAGUUCAAUAAUGGAAUCACUUUCUUAAAAGUUGUUAAUUACUACCUUUUCAAGAUGUUGUAAACAUUACUCGUGCAUUUGUUGUAAUAUGUCAAAGUUUAUUGGAUUUCUCAGUGGUUGUAGCAACAGAAUUAACUUGCAUCCAAGACUCUACCAUACU